Messenger RNA from Anoplopoma fimbria (sablefish), 1503 nucleotides. RefSeq names its product zinc transporter ZIP4-like. Gene Ontology annotation, biological process: zinc ion import across plasma membrane; intracellular zinc ion homeostasis. Gene Ontology annotation, molecular function: zinc ion transmembrane transporter activity. The transcript has 11 exons. Gene Ontology annotation, cellular component: membrane. The coding region runs from base 1 to 1503 and encodes 500 amino acids. The record is from RefSeq and is a predicted model, not a curated record. Lineage: Eukaryota; Metazoa; Chordata; Actinopteri; Perciformes; Anoplopomatidae.
AUGUGUUGGCUCAAGAAAAAGGGUGCAGUUUUGGGCCGCGUCCUGUAUCACGCCUUGCAAGGUCACUGCUUCAUUAGCCGGUCCCUGCCUGAGGAGAGCUUCUUCCUGGACUACAUCAUGGACCGUCUGGGGUCGGAGAACUUCACUGUCGGAGAUUUGGAGGCCCUCAUGAGGAGUCUGAACCUUGGAAAUGACUACACACAGGAGCACGAACACCAGAAAGACCAACACGCCGAUCACGAUCACAGUGGUUUAAGACGGAGGAAGAGGAUCAGCCAUGAACAUCACGAGAGGCUUGAAGGAAACGGCACCUGGAAUCGGUUCUGCGCCUCAGCUGAGGAGCUGGUCCUGAUCUACCGUCUGCCGGACAACAGCUCGGUCUCCUCUGGCCUGAGUCGGACAGACUUGGCUCGGCUCAGCCCUGCACUCGUCCAGCAGAUCCUGAGCGGAGCGUGUGCAGACAUCACAGAACCACUGACAGGGGAUAGGCUCACCAAGACUGAGCAAUACGUUUAUGCAACCAUUGCCAACAUGGUGAUAACACUGACGUCAAUGUUUGGCAUUGUGGUGCUGCUCUGUACCGCCUGCACCAGUGUGUUCCAGCUUUGUAUCCAGUUUUGCAUCAGCCUGGCAGUAGGUUCACUGACUGGAGAUGCCUUACUGCAUCUGUUACCCAUGUUUUUAGGUUUACAUGUGCACUCAGACAAAAACGACAGCCACAAGCACUCACAUGAUGCUCAGGAAGAAAUUCCAGACUACAUUUACAAGAUGUUGGUGCUGAUUGGCGGUAUCUACUACUUUUAUCUGAUGGAAACGAUCUUCUCUCUGGUCAUGUAUAAAGAGAAUCACCACCAUCAUCAACAUCAUCAUGGGGAAGAAUCAGAGCCUCACCAUUGUGACCAUGGGAGGGUUUUAGAGAUGUAUCAACAGGAGAGGAAACAAAAAGACAAGUCCCAGUCAGCAUCAAGAGCUGAGCUGGUUGGCGAUCAAGACGAUGAGAAAUCUCUUUCAGGGCCAAAAGAGCGCACCAGAGAACAGCGUCUGCUGCCUUAUAUGAUAACUAUCGGUGACAGCAUCCACAACUUUGCAGACGGCUUAGCAAUGGGCGCAGCUUUCUCCCUGUCAUGGAAGUCUGGUCUGGCCACGUCUCUAGCUGUCCUCUGCCAUGAACUACCACAUGAACUGGGUGAUUUUGCCAUUUUGCUCCACAGCGGUGUGUCCGUCCGCAAGGCGUUGCUUCUGAACGUUGGCAGUGCCAUGACCUCGUUCAUCGGCCUGUACAUCGCUCUGUCUGUCGCCACUGACCCCAUCACCAAACACUGGAUAGCUGCCAUUACCGCAGGACUCUUCCUGUACGUGGGGCUGGCUGACAUGCUCCCCACCAUGGUCCACAUCAGCAACGAGAAACCCUGGCUGAUGUUUCUGCUGCAGAACAUCGGCCUUCUGACCGGCUGGGGUACACUGUUGGUGCUGUCACUUUAUGAAGAGAGGAUCAGCUUUUAA